This is a messenger RNA of Durio zibethinus, 1257 nucleotides long. The record is from RefSeq and is a predicted model, not a curated record. NCBI's taxonomy places the organism in Eukaryota, Viridiplantae, Streptophyta, Magnoliopsida, Malvales, Malvaceae.
UUAUCCCUCCCAUUAUUUUCUUUUUCUAUAUAAACCGCCUUGCUUCCUGUUUGCUCCGCGCAUCUCCUUGCCAUUUGUAAAUACACUUAGUAGCUGGUUUCUUUUCCCUUUUCCCCGAGCUUUUUUGGUUUUUGGGUUCUCUUCUUUCUUUUCAAAGGUUGGAUAAAGUUUCAAAGACAAUGGAUGUUCUGCAUUUCUUGUUUGGAAUUUUUGGAAAUGCCACUGCUUUGUUCCUCUUCUUGUCUCCAACGAUUACAUUUAAGAGGAUCAUAAGAAGCAAGUCCACAGAGCAAUUCUCUGGAAUACCCUACGUAAUGACCUUGCUCAACUGUCUCCUCUCAGCUUGGUAUGGCCUUCCUUUUGUAUCUAAAAACAACCUUCUGGUUUCAACAAUCAAUGGGACAGGAGCAGCAAUUGAGUCCAUUUAUGUGUUGAUCUUCAUCAUAUUUGCACCAAAGAAGGAGAAGGCUAAAAUUCUUGGGCUCUUCACCUUUGUACUCACUGUUUUCUCAGCUGUGGCCCUCAUCUCCCUCUUUGCCCUGCAUGGUAGUGGCAGAAAGCUCUUUUGCGGCCUUGCUGCUACCAUUUUCUCUGUUAUCAUGUAUGCCUCACCUCUUUCAAUCAUGAGGCUGGUGGUCAAGACUAAGAGUGUGGAGUUCAUGCCGUUUUUCUUGUCAUUAUUUGUAUUCCUCUGUGGUACUUCAUGGUUUGUCUAUGGCCUUCUCGGCCGUGAUGCUUUUGUCGCUAUCCCCAAUGGUUUUGGGUGUGGCCUGGGGGCCACGCAGCUCAUGCUUUAUUUCAUCUACCGCAACAACAAGGAAUCUGAAGUAACAAAGAAACCGACUGCUAAUGGAACGAUCGAGAUUGGACCAGAGAAACCCCACCAAAUGAAACUAGCAAAUGGCAAAGUUCCUCAAGCAAAAGUAGAUCAACGAAGGGAUUGCAUAAAAACAAAAGAUGUAUUUCCUCAACUGGUUGUGGCCAUUGGACUGUCAAAGUUGACAAAUUCCUUGUAAUAGAUUGCAACCAAAAUUCGAUGGUGCCAAGAAAUAUAUGAAUUUGUUAGAGCCUGUAAUCUCCUUGAUGUAACAAGUACAAUACUUUUGUGCUCUAAAAGAGUUCGUUUCACGUUGAGAAAAAAAAUUUGGGGAAAAAGACCUUGGUCUCCUUGAAAUUUGUUGAACGGUUCACGACCAUGUAGUUGUCAUGGUCUAGCAGGGGGACCUGAGGAUUAACAAAAUGACAAAUGGAGCAAUC